Ceratotherium simum simum (southern white rhinoceros) is the source of this 490-nucleotide messenger RNA. NCBI's taxonomy places the organism in Eukaryota, Metazoa, Chordata, Mammalia, Perissodactyla, Rhinocerotidae. The record is from RefSeq and is a predicted model, not a curated record.
AACCAGCUACGGGCUCAGUUUUCCAGUUCAGUUUUAAACUUCGUCACAGAUAAGCUGUCAUGAAGCUGGUAACUGUGCUCCUGCUGGCGACCAUCAGCAUUUGCAGUUACUCCUCUGCAGCUACCGCCUUCCUCAUCAACCGUUUGCCAGUUCCUGUCAACGAUGUCUUACCUUUACCUGUGGACAACAUUCUCCCCUUCAAGGAUCCAUUAAAGCUUCUUCUGAAUACUCUGGGCAUUUCUGUUGAGCAUCUUGUGGAAGGGCUAAGGAAGUGUGUGAGUGAGCUGGGACCAGAGGCCUCUGAGGCCGUGAAGAAACUGCUGGAAGCCCUGUCAUAUUUGGUGUGACGGCGGAUAAAGCAAGAGGGGAGGUGGAAGGAGGAUGAAUCUCUCCUCCUCUCCGCCCGAAACUCAUUCUAUCCGAUUAUAAACCAGCCAACCUAAAAUGUAGUGACCCCUGAAAAGAAUGAAUAAAGCGGUGAAUAGAUUUC